Messenger RNA from Aspergillus candidus, 949 nucleotides. RefSeq lists its product as uncharacterized. The coding region runs from base 209 to 850 and encodes 213 amino acids. The transcript is spliced from 3 exons. The record is from RefSeq and is a predicted model, not a curated record. Lineage: Eukaryota; Fungi; Ascomycota; Eurotiomycetes; Eurotiales; Aspergillaceae.
UGAUUGUAUCACUCAAGAACUGCACUUUCAGCCACAUGAACAAAGAUGAAAUUGUUGAAACCAGUUCCAAUCCUCCGGCUGACGGGGGUAUGGGUGCUUGUUCGUAUUUGUUUUCUCUCUCUUUCUUCUCCUAUGAGGGGACAUGCUAACAAGAACAUGCUAAUCAUAUUUUGAAUAUCACGCAUAGGAUAAGUCCCUCUCCGACGACAUGGAUCGUUUCGUCAAGCUACAAUCCCUAAACUGGUUCCUCCGCCAGGCCCUAAAACACAUGACCAUCACCUUCACAAUCACCGAGUCGGCAACAGCAACAACCCCAGCGACAGAAGACAGUAUACCGCCGUCCUCCCUCCAAGUAGACGUCGUGCACACAGCCACAGGCGGAAUCACCGGCACCACGGAGAAGCGCACCCUCGACUGGAAGCCGCACGUUCACCACGACUACGUUUACAAAACGCUUACCGUCCGGAGCCGUCUGAUUGCCGGCGAGAUGGACAGCGAUGGGCGGGUCCGGCCUGCUGUGCAACUACACGGUGCAUACCGUGAUAGAGGGCAGGUGCGUGAAUUCCUCAACGGCAAGGUCUCUGCGGACGGCAAGGAGGGUGAAGGGUUCUUGGUCGAGGAGUCAGGGUGUGCUCCUCUUGAGGAUGGUGCGGCCUUGGGCUGCUGGGUGCAUACUGUUUCGUGUAGUGAGGAAUCGGGGUGGAUGGUGGAGCAGAUAUGGGGAUUUGAGAUGAUCGACGGGGAACGCUACCAUACGCGACGGGGUGUGGUCGCUGAUCAACAUGGUGAUUUUGCUUUAGCGAGGGCGGUUUGUAGAUGGCAGGGUCCAGUGGGCGUUACUGGUGAAUGAGAAUCCGACGGCAACGUUGCUUGAGAAGGAGCGGAUGGGUACAGUAGAUGAUAUAUAUAUAAUUAGGUGAUACCGUGGGAAUGGAGAUAUAUUAUACAU